GUUAUUAUUGUGUUUAGUCAUUAUUGACAAAAAAAUUCGAAACUUUUCUGGAACUCUUCACGAUUAGCCCAUAAAAGCAGCCACAAUUCUGUGAGACGGCAUAUUUUCAAGUCAGAGUCAGCAACGCCACAAGAACGCUACACGCCAUGGAGUUUCCACAUUUGGGCCAGCAUUGCAGCGAGCAAACAUGCAACAGAUUGGAUUUUCUACCUGUUAAGUGUGACUCAUGCGACAAAGUAUUUUGUGCCAGCCACUACAACUACGAUCGACACAAUUGUCCGGGAGCGUACAAGAAAAAUGUCCAGGUGCCCAUCUGUCCGCUCUGCCACGAGCCAGUGCCCACGGCGCCUGGCGUGGAGCCCGACCUAACAGUGGGCCAGCACAUAGACAAACAAUGCAAAUCGGAGAGCAAGAAAAUCUAUACAAAUCGCUGCCAUGCCAAAGGUUGUAAGCGCAAGGAACUCAUUCCCGUGAAGUGCACGCAGUGCCAGUUGAACUUUUGUCUACGUCACCGCCACACCAGCGACCACGAGUGCAGACCGAACGAGCCCGCGCCAGCAGCGCCCAGUGGAUCCAGCGGAAUCUUUCAAUCCAUAUUCAAGCCAUCCACUGACACGCGUUCGAUGGCAGCCAAAGCGGCGGAAAGUCGUCGUCAGAAUAAGCCGCCAGCAAACCAUUUGUUCAACUCGAAUCGCAGACCGCGACCCGUGCAGGCCACACAAGUACAAAACAUACAGGGAAAUAUGACUGAAGACGAGGCUUUGGCACGUGCGCUAGCCUUAUCCAUAAUGGAGCAGGAUGAUGCUGCGGAACAGCAGCGUAAUCGUCAGCCACCAGCUCAGACUGUGACUGUGGGUGGACAGCAAUCGAGCAGCAAGGACAAGUGUUCGCUCUCCUAGUUACUGCUCCUAGCCAGCACCUUACGAGUCUCCAGACAUAUCCAUCACUUGACCAGCAGCAAGGUUUCUGCCCACAAAUACUAUUAGAAAAUAUCUACAACUAUUUGCAUAUUGUUAUUGUAAUGUUUAGUUGUUAAUUUACUUCGACUUCGUCACAUUCUACGUGGUUUAGCAAAAAAUAAAUCAAUGUUAAUUCUA
Drosophila subobscura is the source of this 1097-nucleotide messenger RNA. Its product is annotated as AN1-type zinc finger protein 2A. The transcript has 3 exons. NCBI's taxonomy places the organism in Eukaryota, Metazoa, Arthropoda, Insecta, Diptera, Drosophilidae. Gene Ontology annotation, biological process: protein targeting to ER; proteasome-mediated ubiquitin-dependent protein catabolic process. Gene Ontology annotation, molecular function: zinc ion binding. Bases 147 to 899 code for a protein of 250 amino acids. The record is from RefSeq and is a predicted model, not a curated record. Gene Ontology annotation, cellular component: cytoplasm; endoplasmic reticulum.